This is a messenger RNA of Dictyostelium discoideum AX4, 1944 nucleotides long. RefSeq lists its product as hypothetical. The record is from RefSeq and is a predicted model, not a curated record. The coding region runs from base 1 to 1944 and encodes 647 amino acids. Gene Ontology annotation, cellular component: cytoplasm. The transcript is spliced from 6 exons. Lineage: Eukaryota; Evosea; Eumycetozoa; Dictyosteliales; Dictyosteliaceae.
AUGGUAAGAUAUGGCGAUAAUCUAAUCAAACCCGAUAUUGAUAAUAAUAAUAAUAAUAAUAAUAAUAAUAAUAAUAAUAAUAAUAAUAAUAAUAAUAAUAAUAAUAAUAAUAAUAAUAAUAAUAAUAAUAAUAAUAAUAAUAAUAAUAAUAAUAUUAGUGGUCUAAAUGUAGAAAAUGAAUUAUUAUUAGCCACUAUUAUCCAAAAUAUGUUUGGUCCAAAUUCUUUAAAUAACAAUAAUAAUAAUAAUAAUAAUAAUAACAACAAUAACAAUAUUAAUAAUAAUAGUAAUAACAAUAAUAGGAAUAAUUUUGGUAGUUUAACUCCUCCACCAGAAUUAUUAAGUGACGAUAAUAAUGGUAAACUUAAAUUAAAAUCAUUUUCAGAUUAUUUGUGGGGAACCAAUAAAGAUUUAAUAUAUGGUAGAGAUUUAAAAAAAAUAUUAACUAAAUAUGUUUGGUUAAGACAUGCCGUUUAUUCUCUAUUAAAAGGUAGACCAGUUGUAAUUUUAGGUUCACAAGAUAAGGAACAAUUAAUUAUUUCAAUGACAUAUGCACUUAGUAUUUUUGUAGUUGGUCUAACUACAAAGUCAAAGAUGAUUGCAUUUGAUCCAUGGAAAAGUUCACUUUCAGAUCUUUCCUCAUUGAAAUUAAUUGGUAUGCCUAAAGUAUUAUCAAAAUCUCCAUUAAUCCCAAUUAAUGUUGCUAAUUAUGUUUCUAAAAUUGAUUUAGAUACAGAAGAGUAUCAUGGUGUAUUAUAUUGUCAAGCAAAUGGUUUAGUGGAUGAAAUUUUAGGUCAAAAGAAAUAUUUCAAUCGCACCACUACCACCAAUCUCAAUACUUUAAACGAAUCAUUUGAAUUUCCUUUACCAACAGCCACAUUAGCUUCUUCUUUGUCGCCAUCAUCAUCACUAUCAACACCAUUAACGCCACCAAUAUCACAAUCAACACCAUCAACACCAUCAAUACCAACUCCAUCAAUACCAACAUCAUCAAAAACAUUAAUACCAUUAAUACCAUUAAUACCAUCAAUACCAUCAAUACCAUUAAUACCAACACCAUUAACGCCACCAAUAUCACCAUCAACACCAUCAAUACCAACACCAUCAAUACCAACGCUACCACUAUCAACUCCAUCAAUACCAACACCAUCAAUAUCAACACCAUCAAUACCAACACCAUCAAUACCAACACCAUCAAUACCAACGCUACCACUAUCAAAACCACCAUCAAAACCACCAUCAAAACCACUAUCAACACCACCAUCAAAACCACUACCAACACCACCACCACCAUCAAAACCAAAACCAUACACUCCAACUAAUAAUAAUAAUAAUAAUAAUAAUAAUAAUAAUAAUAAUAAUAAUAAUAUUUUUUAUUCUUAUAUUCUAUUAGUUAAAAUAAAAUUUCAAUCUUAUAAUCGAAUAAAAAAUGAAAUUGAAGAUGUCACCAAUAUUAUAAAUUAUUCAAUAGUUAAAAUGAGAAAGAAAAAGAAAAUCAUUCAAUUAUUAAUUUCAUGUGAAAAUGAGAAAGAUAAAAAUCAAAUGGUGUCAGAAUUUAAAAGAAAAGGGUAUAAUACAAUUGACCCAAUAGUGGAUGAAAAUGUUAAAAUAAUAUAUGGUACUAGUGGUCAAGUUAAUAUUGAAGAUAUUUCAGGUUUACUCGAAUUUAAUGAUGAUAGUAAUAUAUUUGUAUUUGGUGUUUGUGAUACUAAAUUAUUUAUGGGUAUACUCUUAAUCGAUGAAAAAGAGUAUAAAGGAAAUCUUAAAGAUUUUAUUGGUUCAAAACCUAAUAAUAAUAAUAAAAUAUUUCAAAAUCAAAUUAAUUUAUUUUUUAAUGAUUGUGAUUUCAAUGUUUACUCAUUAAAACCAACUGGUGUUGAUGAUAGUGAAGAUGAUGGUAGUAGUGGUGAUGAAAGAGAUGAUUAUGGUAGUGAAGUACUUUAA